Messenger RNA from Pseudophryne corroboree (corroboree frog), 2537 nucleotides. Its product is annotated as cytochrome P450 2K6-like. Gene Ontology annotation, molecular function: heme binding; iron ion binding; oxidoreductase activity, acting on paired donors, with incorporation or reduction of molecular oxygen, reduced flavin or flavoprotein as one donor, and incorporation of one atom of oxygen. The record is from RefSeq and is a predicted model, not a curated record. NCBI's taxonomy places the organism in Eukaryota, Metazoa, Chordata, Amphibia, Anura, Myobatrachidae. Gene Ontology annotation, cellular component: intracellular membrane-bounded organelle; cytoplasm. Bases 19 to 1488 code for a protein of 489 amino acids. Gene Ontology annotation, biological process: xenobiotic metabolic process. The transcript is spliced from 9 exons.
CAGUAGACAUUAUUUGCCAUGGACCCUGUCACAAUUGUUCUGUUCGCUGUGGUCAUCCUAUUUUUGACCUAUGUGUAUAACAAUAGGAAACAAAAUUACAAGAAUUUCCCCCCAGGACCAAAGCCUUUGCCCAUCAUUGGAAAUCUACACAUGUUUGACAUGUCAAAGCCUAUUAAUACAUUUUUAGAGCUGUCUAAGAAGUACGGGCCAGUAUACAGCGUCCAGUUGGGCAUGAAGAAGAUGGUCAUCCUAAGUGGUUAUGAUACAAUCAAAGAUGCUCUAGUCAACCACGCUGAGGAAUUUUCUGACAGACCUGAUGCCCCAAUCAUAACUAAAUUGAUAAAGGACUAUGGUAUUAUCUUUGCUAAUGGUGAGAACUGGAAAGUGAUGAGACGAUUUACUAUAUCCACAUUACGAGACUAUGGGAUGGGCAAGAAAAGUAUAGAAAACAAGAUUAUUGAAGAGGCUUCUUGUUUAUCACAGACUAUUAAAUCUUAUGGAGGAAAACCGUUUGAUAAUUUGAGCAUCAUUAAUACUGCUGUAGCCAAUAUCAUUGUAUCCAUACUACUGAAUCGCAGAUUUGAGUACGAUGAUCCAACCAUUUUAAAGCUCAUGUACCUAAUUAAUGGCAAUAUAAAACUCAUGGGAAAACCUAUUGUCAUGCUGUACAAUACCUUUCCCGGUGUGAUGGACUGGGUGCCGGGCGUCCACCAAACCGUUUUUGAAAACAUUAGAACGUUGCAUGACUUUAUAAGAGCGACUUUUAAAAAACAGAAGGAAGAACUGGAUGUGACUGACCAGAGGAAUCUGAUUGAUGCGUUCCUGGCUAAGCAAUUAGAGGGGAAGCCAGAAUCCACGUUGUAUUACCACAAUGAGAACCUGACUGUACUUAUGGCAGAUCUAUUUGCUGCUGGUAUGGAGACCACCUCGACCACUCUGCGAUGGGGCCUCCUGCUUAUGAUGAAAUAUCCAGAGAUCCAAAAAAAAGUGCAAAAUGAAAUUGAAAGUGUGGUUGGAUCAGCUCAACCUCAGGUAGAACAUAGGAAGCAAAUGCCGUACACCGAUGCCGUCGUCCAUGAAAUUCAGCGGUUUGGUGAUAUCGCACCAGGUAGCGCCCCACAUGCAACUUCUCAAGAUGUCACAUUCAGGGGCUACAUAAUUCCAAAGGGGACCACUGUGAUGCCAUUUCUGACCUCUGCACUGAAAGAUGCUGCCUACUUUGAAAAACCUGAUGAGUUUUACCCAGAACAUUUUCUCACCUCAGAAGGACAUUUCAAGAAGAAUGAAGCAUUCAUACCAUUCUCAUUGGGUAAAAGAAGCUGUGCUGGGGAAAACCUGGCUAAUAUGGAGCUGUUCCUAUUCUUCACAACGCUGCUGCAGAACUUCACAUUCCAGGGUACUCCAGGAGCGCAGCUGGAUCUCAAGCCUGCAAUGGGUGCUACUAAUGCACCACAGCAUUAUGAUAUGUGUGCUAUACCAUGCAGAUAGAACAUGUAUUCAGGCAACAUAAUCUGAAAGAUCUCUCAGUAAUGUUUAGACUUACGGCACGAGAGGAAAAAAUGGGAACAACAGAACUGCAUCUGAUAUUUAUAUUUUAGAAGGUUUUUAAUGUUUCUUUCCCCAGCACUGAAUUUGGAAUUAGUGCUUUCGCUUAUGAUGGAUAAAUGUUAAUUGAUAUGGAUAGUAUUACUGUUGAGCAUUUUACUCUCCUUAAUUCAGGAUUUUCAGGAAAAUGUUUAACUAUACAGAAGAAAAGAGAAAAUGCAGGAGCACACUCUAAGCAUGAAGAGCAGUGGUAAUCAGAACAAUUAUAAUAAACUCUGCAAUUUAACACAAAGUAAAAUUGAGGUACAAAAAUUGACCUCAUAAGGUGAAUCCCUAACUUUCCUAAAGUACAGCCCAGAACACGGGACCCCCCCCAGGCCAGCACAAUCAACUCUAGAACACAGGACCCCGUGGGCAGGGCCGUCUUUUCGUAUGGGCUCAAUGGGCACUUUCCCAAGGGCCCCAGGAGUAUAAGGGCCCUAGGCUAAAAGCCAGAUAUCUCGGGUUCUGUUUGAUUUAUAGUUUUUCUGAGGGUAUAUGCCAAAAGUUGGGACUCUCCUCUUUUAGUGAACACUGGCAGCUUGUCUCUACUAUGUCCAGAACCAGAGAUAUCAGCCUUCCAGCAGCCGGUCCCUGCUCCAGCUCCACACGGCUAGUAUGCAGUUUUAUUUUUUCGUUGGUGGAUUGCUCUGACUCCUGAACUCUGAUCCCCAAGUCCCCAGUACCUCCUGAAAGGUGUGACUUUCUAGUGUUUUAUCCCAUUCAAAGCUAAGAAAUCUAUUUCCAGGAACUGGAGAUAUCUGCAGUCCAGCAAGCUGCCAUGCCUCCGGAAAAUGCUGAAUAUUAAGCCCACUCCACUGUCCACCCCUCUGCUGCGUAUUAAACACCCCCUACCACCCAGGAAGUCUUGUACCAGGGCCCCUUCAUUCAGCCCAAUACCCCCUUAUACAGGUUCUCCCUCUUGCCCCAUCUCCCACCAUCUGUGCAGUAAA